This is a messenger RNA of Colletotrichum truncatum, 1455 nucleotides long. RefSeq lists its product as uncharacterized. The record is from RefSeq and is a predicted model, not a curated record. NCBI's taxonomy places the organism in Eukaryota, Fungi, Ascomycota, Sordariomycetes, Glomerellales, Glomerellaceae.
AUGGCUCCAGCGGAUGACGCUUUCAAGUUUAUCAACGUCGCACAGCAUCUGCAUGCGGGCGUUGGGAUCGUCGCGGAAGGCAUCCAAGCCCGAAGGGAAUCAAGAGAACGACGGAACAGAGUAGAAGAACGCCCCGGUGACCAAGCAGGACCAGAGUUGGGCUCAUCAACAAACGAGUUGCCCGUGGCAGGAACCUUGACUGCAGUUUGUGGGAGUGGUGAGAACUGCACAGGUAAAUUAGAGUUGCCUGUCAUUCUCCCUCAGCGGCGGCCUAAAGAGCGCAGCCGUGGGUUUUUGAGAGCCUAUGCCCCGUUGCUGGCAAAUGUUGCCAUUAGUCAACAGAUGUGGUUUGAUUUCCUCGACGAUUUUGAGAAGUCAACGCAGGCGACAGGCUGGAUCAAGACUAUCAAUGUGGCAUCUCUCGCAAGCCACGUUGUUCCAGAGCCAUUCUCAAUGCUCGUGUCUCUUGCGGUGAAAGAGACGAUUCGCAUCGCCGAGGAGGUCGAUUCUCGGCAAAAGACGAAUAAGUUUUUGGACAAAGCCAAUGCGGAGAUUUUCCGACCGCGAGGCGUGUUCUGUAUGGUUAUGACAUGGCGACCUGACUCUGAAGAAGUGCAUCCAACAGUAGACCUGAAUACUACCGCCACUAUAAGUGCGUCCACCGACUCUUCUAGUUUCAGCAACCGGUUCAAAGCCUCGAGUGGCACUUCAUACGGCGACUUGAAAAUUCCGGCAGCCGCACCUCUCGUCUUUCCGCCAGAACAACAGCAGCAGCUCGAAGGUGGAGUAGAAGAAGAAGUAGGGCUGAAGCAAAGAUUCAAACGAACGAAAGGAUUCGUGGACGACUACCUAGACCGAAGGGCUCAAGCGGUAUAUGCCACGGAGAAUCCCGAUAACCUGCUCGCCACUCAGGUUAAGACCAAGUUUAGAAGCAAAUAUGCAGACCCCAACCACCCAGCGAACAUUGAUCCUUUAGGAUCUUUUCUAACAGGUGGUUACACGGACCAGCUGCACAGGGAUUCAAAGGCUCGAACAGACGCAGCACAGGCCCAGGCUCAAAAGUCGGCUGCUGAGGCGCGGAGACGGGCAGAUGCUGCACAAGAACAAGCUCAGAGAGCGAUUGCUGAGGCACGAGCGCGGGCGGAGGCAGCGCAAGCAAAUGCUAGAGAGGCACAGAGACGGGCGGGCUAUGUUACCGCCCCAGCCCCGCUGCCGGGCCUCCCAUCUCGACCGUACGCCAGUGCUCCUGGACCGCCAAAUCAAAGUGUUGUGCCAUCACUGGCCACUCCUGUGCCGUUGAAUGCGCUCUCCCAAGUGCUGGUUGAGGGCUCACAGCGCCUGGUUAGUGCCCAGCAGAAGUACAUUAACUUUGGAACGGAGGCCAUUCAAGACGUCCUGCGAACUAAUGUAAUAUACUUAACUCUCGUGAGUCUCCCAGCUGAGGCAGAACAGUAG